AUGGCAGACAGCAUGUGUGGCCCGUCCAACGGCGCAAAGAACCUUCUGGCACACGUCGAUCGCGAUCGCACGCUUCAUCAAGACCGUCUCGUCAAUGGCGCCCAGGCUGGUCCUGGCUCUGUAAGUCGCGCUUCGCAUACUCACCCGUCCGCUCGCUCGCCCGACCUCGUCCGGUCUGGAGGCCAUGGAUUGCUGACUCUUCUUCUGCUGUUUGUUUUCCAGACUUUCCGUUCGCAGGGCCCCAUCUCCCAUGGCUCUGACGCGGCCUUUGCCAACUUCCAGCAGGGGAUCGCUCCCAUGGAGCCCGCUAUGCUUCCCGCCAUGGAUAUGAAUGCGCUUCAUCACACGGCUUCUGUUCGGCCUGUCGGUCCUGCUGGCAUCGCUCACCAUGGUCCCAGCACCCCCGCUGCCCGGCUUUCUCAGCCCGCUACCGGCGGCGCUUCGCACCAGGACUGGGUCGGCCAGUUCCACAAUAUGAACCUCUCUGCUCCCACCGUUGCAGGCCCGAGCACUGCUAUGCCGGCCCCUGCUACCGCAGCUCCCCUUGCCCAGACUAUGGCUAUGCCUCCUACCAUGGCUACGCCUUUCGGCAUGCCUAUGUUCUCUCCUGCCCCCGAUUUCGCUUUCCAACAGCAGGCUCCGGCUGUCCAGGAUCCGAUUGAGGCAGCACUUAUGAACGACGAUGCUUUCGCCCGCGCCUUCGAGGAGUAUGAGCAAGUUGCCAAGGAGGACGACGAGCUCGCCAAGGCCCUGGCCGAGGAGAAACAGAAGAUUGCUAAUGCCGAGUUUAUCGAGGCCCAGGACCAGUGGAUGGCCGAGCAUGGUCCCCGCGCCGAGCAGGCUCGCAGCGGCGCCAAGACAGGCCCCCCUACCGCCGACGAGAUGGAGGUCAUCGAUCACAACCUGGAGGAGCUGGCUCGCGAGCAGGAAGAGAAGCGCCGCAACGACGAGGAGUUGGCUCGCGCCGCCAACGAGAUCGUGGCGUCUGUCGCCGGUAACCAAUCCGAGAAGUUCAAGAAGUCCAAGUUCUUCGAGCUCAUGCGCCGCAUUGCCGCCCACGAAGUUGUUGUCCAGGGCGACAACUUUGUCGAGACCGCUACUGGCGAGACUGUCAACAACGAGUACCCUUACGAGGAGAACGAACCCGAGGAGUACCGCGAGGGUACCAGCGGCGCCAACGGUGCGGCUCGUCCUCAGGCUUGA
Molecule: messenger RNA, 1203 nt
Organism: Thermochaetoides thermophila DSM 1495
Lineage: Eukaryota; Fungi; Ascomycota; Sordariomycetes; Sordariales; Chaetomiaceae
Exons: 1
Coding region: 1-1203 (400 amino acids)
Source: RefSeq, a predicted model, not a curated record